AUGACCAUGAACCGCGCUACCAAACACAGAACGCACUUCUCUGGCCCGAGGCAAGACAUACGCCCUAUAUUCACAUCUCUGAAUGGCGACAACUCGUGGCUCUUGUCGUUCCCUCGGCCAGUCGCAGAGCGUAAGAGUACAGGCAAAGCAUACUUCCAUGUAGUGCUCGAGCCUUGGCUCAACGGCCCUCAAGUGGAGUACGCAUCGUGGCUAGCCCACCUCAGUCUUUCAUCGCAGCCAGCCGUCAGCGAUGGAGCGGGUGUUGAGAAUCUUGUCCAGGAGGUUGAACAGGCAGCGGCAGACGCAGGCAUUGUCUCCCCUCGGGCCGUAACACCAGAAGCCAACUCACCGAUCGAUGCUGUUUUCAUGAAUUUCCACUAUGGAGACCAUCUCCAUGUACCCACUCUACUUACCUUCAACCCCACCAUCACCGUCUUCGCGACUGUGGAAGCCGCAGCCAUCAUUAAGAAGCUGAACCACUUCGAUAAUACCGUCACUUACAAAGACUUGGACUCGAAAACUUUCAAUGGCGACUGGACGAAUUUGCAUCCUGGCCGCCUCCUCCCCUCGUACCUAACACUCUUUCGCAUCCGCGGACAUCACGAACUCAACUUCCUCAGCGCGCUCAUCUGGAGUCCCUCGCCAAACAACCACGAAGCAGUGUUGUACUCUCCGCACGGUCUGCACACGUCCACACCGGCACUGCAAACGCUACUCCACCACUCUGCUCCCGAGUUCAAGACACUAGCGCUCCUCCACGGGCUGAAAGAGAGCUGGACGUUCAACUGGCAGACGACGUUUGGAGUGGCUACCGGUCUGGAGCUGCAAAGGGAGACGAACGCCGAGUACUGGAUUAACACGCACAAUGACCGAUUGGGAUACUGGGGCCUGGUGUGGUUUUUUGCCAACGACAUCUUCAAGACGAUUGAGUGGGGGCUAGGGCAGGAGAAGAAGGGCGAGAACGGCGAGGUGAGGAAAGAGGUAAAAGUUAUCGAUGUAGAGAACGGGGGAUGUCUUGUGCUAGAAUAA
Messenger RNA from Ascochyta rabiei, 1029 nucleotides. RefSeq lists its product as uncharacterized. The transcript has a single exon. The record is from RefSeq and is a predicted model, not a curated record. The coding region runs from base 1 to 1029 and encodes 342 amino acids. NCBI's taxonomy places the organism in Eukaryota, Fungi, Ascomycota, Dothideomycetes, Pleosporales, Didymellaceae.